AGAGGCGUCCACACCACCUGCGAGGGGCAGGACUAAGCGGUGGGGCCCCUUAGGGCGUGGUUUCGGGUUACCCAAUAUAAGGGUUCUCCGGACAUCCCCUGCGGGCCAUGGCGGUGCUGGUGUCGCUGGUUCUGCUGUCGCUGUCGCUGCUGGUGCCGCUGUGGGCGCUGCUGCGGCGGGGCCACGGGCGUGGCCCGCGCUGGGGGGCGCUGCACCUGCUGCACCCACAGGGGGCGCUGCACCUGAGCCGCCUGGCGCGGCGGCACGGGCCCGUGCUGCGCAUGCGCCUGGCGGGCCGCGAAGUGCUGGUGCCGAGCUCAGUGGGGACGAUCCGUGAGGCGCUCGUCCGGCACUGGGGGGACUGGCUGGGGCGCCCGAGCAGUUACCUGGGGUCGCUGGUGUCACAGGGGGGCCGGGACCUGGCACUGGGAGGCCCCUGCCCUGGCUGGCGGCGGCAGCGGGGAGCAGUGCGGGGGGCACUGGCACGGGCUGGGGGGCGUCUUGGGCCCCUUCUUUGGCUGCAGGGCCAGGAGUUGUGUGAGGAGCUGCGUUCCCAUGGGGAGGCCCCCCUGGACCCCUCUGAAGUUUUCACCUUCCAUACCUGCAGCACCAUCGCACGCCUCCUCUUUGGGGAUCUGGUGCCCCCUCCGGGGGAGCUCCGGGCCUUCUCCCGCUGCCUGGGGGAGCUGCUGCAGGUUUGGGGGCGCAGCAGUGUACAGGUGCUUGACCUGCUGCCCCUGCUGCGGGCCCUGCCCAACCCGGGAUUGCGGAAGCUGCUGCAGCUCGUCCAGCACCGUGAUGCCUUUGUGGAGGCUCAGAUCCAGCGGCACCAGGCAUGCCCCUCCCCUCCCGUGGACACAGUUUUGGGGGCGCUGCUGGGGCAUAAUUCUAGGGCACGGGGGGGCCCCCUGAGCCCCCCCCGGCUGCACAUGGCGCUGGUCGACUUGUUCAUUGGGGGCACUGAGACCACGGCGGCUGCUCUGGGCUGGGCUGUGGCCUUCCUGCUGCACCGCCCUGAGCUGCAGUCACAGCUGCGGGCGGAGCUGGAGGGGGCACAGGGACCCCCUGGGCCGGGGGACAUGGGGCGCCUGCCCCUUCUUCAGGCCACUGUCAGCGAGACCCUGCGGCUGCGGCCCCCUGCACCCCUGGCGCUGCCCCACUGCGCCCUGUGCCACACCAGUCUUGGGGGGCUCCCUGUGGUGGCUGGCACUGUCCUGGUCCCCAACCUGCUGGCAGCCCAACAGGACCCUGACAUCUGGCAGCACCCAGAGGUCUUCCUGCCUGAGCGGUUCCUGGCCCCGGGCGCCCCGUUGCGGUCGCUGCUGCCGUUCGGCUGCGGGGCGCGAUCGUGCCCGGGGGAGGGGCUGGCGCGGGCCGAGCUCUUCGUGUUCCUGGGGCUGAUCCUGCGGGAAUUUCGGCUGGAGCCGGGCCCGGAGGGGCUGCCGGGACUCAGGGGGUCGCCGGGCACGGUGCUGCGCUGCCCCCCCUUUCGCCUGCGCAUGGUGCCCUGCCAGCCCCCGGGCUCAGCCUGACCCUGGCCUCACUCCACCUGACCACUUCAUUACUUUUCCUGAACACUGUGACUCACCUGACUUUUUCUGACCCUUCCUGGGUUCACCUGACUUCACCUGAUUCUAUGUGACACUGCUUGAACCUGGCUGACUUUGACCCCCUGACUGACCCCUGCCAGCCCUAUGCCUCACCUUGACACUGGCUAUGACCCCAGCUGUGACCCUACCAAACCCCAUCUGACCCUGCUGACCCUUACUAACCACACCUGACUCCACCUGAUCCUAUCUUCUCCCUGCCUGACCCCUGGGUGCCCCCAUUCAACACCCCAGAUGCCUGGGUCUCCCCCCGAUGCCAGGGUCAAUGCAGAGUGGGAGGACCCCAUUUACCUUCUCCCAGUAAAAUUUAUACUUUUGACCCCAUCCUGCAAGUACCGGCUCUUCCUGGAACCAAAACUUCCAAAACUUCUGGAACCUCAGCCCGGUGUAUAUGGAUUGUAUUAGCACUUGCAUUUGUAUACAUUGUUUCCAUGUGUUUUGCUGAAGUGUAAAUAAAAAAAUUCAUUCAAUAAAGUUGAAUCAACCCUAAUAACGAUGCCCCCCUGUCCCCCCUCUCCCAGCUCCUGUCUGUCUUUGGUGUGGUUUAGUAAUUUUUUUCAC
This is a messenger RNA of Oenanthe melanoleuca, 2168 nucleotides long. Its product is annotated as steroid 21-hydroxylase. Gene Ontology annotation, molecular function: steroid 17-alpha-monooxygenase activity; iron ion binding; heme binding. Lineage: Eukaryota; Metazoa; Chordata; Aves; Passeriformes; Muscicapidae. The record is from RefSeq and is a predicted model, not a curated record. The transcript is spliced from 10 exons. Bases 108 to 1532 code for a protein of 474 amino acids. Gene Ontology annotation, biological process: progesterone metabolic process; hormone biosynthetic process.